Messenger RNA from Triplophysa dalaica, 827 nucleotides. Its product is annotated as ferritin, middle subunit-like. Gene Ontology annotation, biological process: intracellular iron ion homeostasis; iron ion transport. Gene Ontology annotation, molecular function: ferrous iron binding; ferric iron binding. The transcript has 4 exons. Gene Ontology annotation, cellular component: cytoplasm. The record is from RefSeq and is a predicted model, not a curated record. Lineage: Eukaryota; Metazoa; Chordata; Actinopteri; Cypriniformes; Nemacheilidae. Bases 151 to 681 code for a protein of 176 amino acids.
UCACAUCUUUGGGAAAAUCUGAAGAGGUUCUAGCUUCAACAGUGAUUGAACGGAACUUUGGACUUGUUGGAAUUUUCUUUGGAGAACGUUGCAUUUCAUAUUUAUUUUUUACAAUUUUGAUAAUAAAACAAUCAAAAAAGUUCAGCAGAAAUGGAUUCUCAGGUUCGCCAGAACUACGACAGCGACUGCGAGGCUAAGAUCAACAAGAUGGUGAAUUUGGAGCUUUAUGCUUCAUACACUUAUACCUCAAUGGCUCAUUACUUUGAACGGGAUGAUGUCGCCCUUCGUGGUUUUGCAAAGUUCUUCAAGAAGAACAGUGAGGAGGAGCGCGAGCAUGCAGAGAAAUUCUUGGAGUUUCAGAACAAGAGGGGUGGACGCAUUGUCCUUCAGGACAUAAGGAAGCCUGAGCGUGAUGAGUGGGGCAAUGGUCUGGUUGCUAUGCAGUGCGCUCUGCAGCUGGAGAAGAACGUCAACCAGGCUCUGCUGGAUCUCCAUAAAGUCGCUUCUGACAAGAAAGAUCCUCAUCUGUGUGACUUUCUGGAGACUCACUACCUGAAUGAGCAAGUUGAGAGCAUUAAGAAGAUUGGUGACCACAUCACCAACCUUUCAAAGAUGGAUGCUGGAAACAACAGACUGGCAGAGUACCUGUUUGACAAGCACACCCUGGAUGGAGAGAACUAAAUCAUGACCUGAACAUGUUCUUAAAUCAUCAAGCAAUGUUUGAGCAGCUACCAUCAAGUUUCAUGUUAUAAUUUGAUGCAUUUCUAACUCAUCCAAUAUUUCAUGAUGAAUUUAAGAAUACUUGAUGAAUAAACAUUUUAGCUGAA